AUGGCCAGCAACACGAAUAACCCGACUGACAGUAACGGCCUCCAAAAAGACAAGCAGGCCAAUCAAGUGCGGUUCGAGGAAGACUUGGAAUUUGUGCAAUCCCUCGCCAACCCCCAUUUCGUCCAAGAGUUAACAUUAAAUGGGGCCCUUCGCUCUGAGACAAUGAUCAAUUAUUUGGAAUAUCUCAAAUACUUCCAUCAGCCGGAUUAUGCCAGAUUCGUCCGAUACCCAAACGCAUUGAAGAUUCUUGAUCUCCUCAACAGCUCGGAGCAGUUCCGAACGAUGAUCGAAACCCAGGAACAUGCCCAACUGUUGACUGACAAGUUUAUCCAAAACUGGAUCUCACUCAGCGGCCGCUUGAAUAAGAUCGGUCCUGCGGUUGUCAAAGAAGUGACUGGGGAGACCCCAGGAGAACAUUUUCCUCAGCUCUAA
Messenger RNA from Puccinia triticina, 432 nucleotides. RefSeq lists its product as uncharacterized. Gene Ontology annotation, cellular component: core mediator complex; mediator complex. Gene Ontology annotation, biological process: regulation of transcription by RNA polymerase II. NCBI's taxonomy places the organism in Eukaryota, Fungi, Basidiomycota, Pucciniomycetes, Pucciniales, Pucciniaceae. Gene Ontology annotation, molecular function: transcription coregulator activity. The record is from RefSeq and is a predicted model, not a curated record. Bases 1 to 432 code for a protein of 143 amino acids. The transcript is spliced from 3 exons.